Molecule: messenger RNA, 618 nt
Organism: Penicillium paradoxum
Lineage: Eukaryota; Fungi; Ascomycota; Eurotiomycetes; Eurotiales; Aspergillaceae
Exons: 3
Coding region: 1-618 (205 amino acids)
Source: RefSeq, a predicted model, not a curated record
AUGGCUCGCGCUAUCAUGAACGCCGCCAAGUCGGCAUCCAAUGUUGUGUCUAUCAACCAGGCACUGAUUCUUUUUGCGCUGCAGAAAUACACCGUCCAGUCCACCGGUGUCUGGGAACGGAUUCGUCGCCUUUUCGCUGUCGACCCUAACCGCUCCACCGGUGUCCCCCUGAACGCUCAAUUCCGUCUCCCCGCUCCGGGAUCUGUGCCUCCUCUUUCCUACGACGAUCCCGUCACCAUCCCCGCCGGCGAUAUUGCCGACAACCCCUACUGGAAGCGUGAUGUUCGCCGAAACUACCCCCAGCUGAGCACUGUGAGCCAGGCCGAUGCGGUUGGACUUCUCACAGUCGGUAGCCAGGCUGCCCCUAAGGAUGAUGUCCUCAAGAUCGGACAGGCCGGAGAGCAGCAAUUGAUUGCUGUCAAGGAGCAAGGCGAGGAGCGCGGCCUCGCCGCUCUCUUCGAGCAAGAUAAGAAGAGCAUCCAGGGCGUCCUGGGUGCCAACGGCUUGCCUCCUAUGCCCUGCAACAUUAACACUACUCCCAAGCCCUCACAAUCUAAGUACGAGCUUGGUACCGAGAACGGCUACCCCGAGAAAUACACCUGCCGCACAUUUGUUUGA